ACGGGACAUGGGUUUCGGGGAGUUUCAUUCGCGCAAAAUAACACUAAUUUCGUGGUAACGUAUGCAUUUCUUUACGCUCGAGGAUCAAGCAGAAACUCCUCAACAAAAAAGGGACGCACUGAAAUACUUCACGGAAAAACGGUGCACUUGUACAGUGACCGAUCAUUAAAGAAACUGAGGAUGCGUAGUGUCCAUGCUGGUUCAAACACAACAAUUGGAUGAGGCAGAAUAGUUUCACUUUCAGAGCCACAAUGGAGCCAGUUUCAGCGCUCCUCGCUGCGCGGAAGGGAGGGCGUGCGGCUCGCCGAUUGGGGUAAAGUCAUGUUGAACGAUUUAUAUCACAACCUACGUGCUUCAAGAAAGUCCAUUCUGUUCCAAUCGCCAGUAGAAAGGCGUGGCUGCCCAAAAUCUUCGACGAAUAGUGAAAAAAUGGGAGGGCACGAGCGAGCUGCGUGAUGUCCUCUCCGAAGGUAGGCUGCAGCGUGUGUUUAUUGAUGAGAUGAAAGAAGAUGGAAGUGAGAAAUGAAACAAAGUAAGGGACAAUAUUAAUAAACUCAGUCCUUGCCUGGGGAAAAGCUGUGAAGCGCUGUAGCCACUGGAGAAGAAAGACCCUUAAAGCAGCAGGCUACUUUUUUUUCUUCUUCUAUAGCUGCUACCGGCCUCCUUUUCCUCAUGGUUUGGUGAAAUUCUUCGUGUCUUUGCAGGGCGACAUCGAUUCUGCAUGAGGUUAGAUUGUGGCCAGACCGAAAUGAAAUGAGUGGCUAACGACUGACCUCUUCCGCUGCACCACCACCACCAGCAACCUGUAGCAUCUAACCAGUGCCUCUUCACCAGCCUGAUACACAAACGCACCCACAUACACACAAUUACCUAACAGAACACCAUCAGACUGUGACAUCAGGUGCAAGGGGAUGACCGAACGCAUUCACCACAUUAAUCUCCACAACUUUAGCAAUUCUGUACUUGAGACCCUCAAUGAGCAGCGAAACCGCGGGCACUUCUGUGACGUGACUGUUCGGAUCCAUGGUAGCAUGCUGCGAGCUCACCGUUGUGUGCUGGCUGCAGGCAGCCCCUUCUUUCAGGACAAGCUGCUCCUGGGCUACAGUGACAUCGAGAUCCCCUCUGUGGUUUCUGUACAGUCCGUCCAGAAGCUGAUUGACUUCAUGUACAGCGGCGUGCUGCGGGUCUCCCAGUCCGAGGCCCUGCAGAUCCUCACCGCUGCCAGCAUACUCCAGAUCAAGACCGUCAUCGACGAGUGCACCCGCAUUGUUUCACAGAAUGUUGGCAUUGGUGGAUCUGGCAGCUUCUCCGUGGUCCCGGGGGACUCGGGGCAGGAGACGCCGCGGGGAACUCCCGAGUCUGGCACGUCCGGUCCCAGUAGUGAUGCCGAAUCAGGCUACAUGCAAACAUCUCACCAGAGCCUUGACCGCGUUUACUCCUCGCUUUACUCCAGCUGCUCCGGCUUGGGCCUGCAAAACGGUACCCGUGGAAACCGCUCCCACUACACCAAUGCCGCGGUGACGGCCAGCUACGACUCGCCCCUUCAACUCCAGCAGAAGGAGGGAGGGCAGGACCCUGCCUGGAUCACACGCAUCCACGAGCGCUCGCAACAGAUGGAGCGCUUUCUGGUCACGUCGGAGACUACGCACUGCCGCAAACAGCCUCGCCCCGUGAGGCUCCACACUGGGGACAUUCACAUCAAGCAGGAACAAGGGGACGAGUACAAUUGCUACGGCCUUGUGGACUGUCGCGAGGACAGCGAGCAGCUGGAGUGCAUCGAAAGCGAGCCCAAAGGCGAGAGCUUCGACUCCGGCGUCAGCUCUUCCAUCGGCACGGAGACGGAUUCCGUCGAGCAGCCUUUCUUGUCUGGGUUCGGUCGAGACAAUUGUCUGAAUAAAGGCCAGCAAGGUGAGCGGGGAACCCCCGUGCAGAUCGAGGUCAACGAUUCAUCUCCCGAGCAGACCCAAGAAGCGGUCGAAGAGGGCAGUGGGAACGGCCCUUCUCAAGAGAGCGCUGAGCUCGGAGUCAACCAGCCGCCUCAAGCAAACCUCGCAGUCUCGCAGUCGAUGCCAGGCGGGCCGUACCUGCGGCCAGGUGAGCCACUUACCAGCAACCUGCGCAUGCCCCUCACCUUGACCAGCAACUCCCAGGUAAUGGGAACGGCGGGCAACACUUACUUGCCUACGCUCUUCGCAACCCAGUCAGCCAGCGACAACAAGCCUUUCCUCUUCAGUCUGCCCCAGUCCAUUGGGAAUCAGCAGCCGCAGUUUGUGGCAGUGCCCUCUCCCAGCAUGCCUCCGUACCCCAGCGGGCUGACGGUGCCACCCGGUGGAGGUCAACAGCAAGGUGUUGCGGCGGGGGGGCAGCAUGGGGAAAAGAAGCCCUACGCAUGCACUCUUUGCUGUAAGACCUUUACUGCCAAACAGAACUUCGUCAAGCACAUGUUUGUGCACACUGGUGAGAAGCCGCACCAGUGCAGCAUCUGCUGGCGUUCGUUCUCGCUGAAGGAUUAUCUCAUCAAACACAUGGUCACACACACAGGAGUCCGAGCGUACCAGUGCAGCAUCUGCAACAAACGCUUCACCCAGAAGAGCUCCCUCAACGUCCACAUGCGCUUGCACCGCGGAGAGAAGUCCUACGAGUGCUACAUCUGCAAGAAGAAGUUCUCCCACAAGACCCUGCUGGAGCGCCACAUGGCCCUGCACAGCACCGGGACCGGGGUCACCGGGGUCAGUGCCGCAGGAAGCGUCGGAGGUCCCGUGUCCAUCCCAGUCCCGAUGGCCGUCCCCGAGCCGGGAGCGGGAGUGGUGGCCCUGGCCAUGCCGGUGGGAGGGGGCGGAGCCGGGGGUGGAGUCGUGAGCACCGGAGUGGGCGUGGCUGCCGAAGCAAGCUGCCAGGAGGGGACCACCUACAUGUGCUCCGUGUGCCCUGUCAAGUUUGACCAAAUCGAGCACUUCAAUGACCACAUGCGCAAGCAUGUCUCCGACGGAUAAGUACAAACUUGCGUUAACACGAAAAAGAAUGAAAUGAUAAAGAAAACGGCACUAGAUUUUUGUUUUUUCUUUCUUAUAUUGGGGCAUGAAGAGUAAUGAGUAUAGACACUGGCACAUUAAGUUUUCUAGAGAAAAAAAAAAAGAAGCGUUUUUAAUUUCUUUCCUUUCCUUUUUUUUUUUUCUUUUGUCCUUGCUAUUCUUAAAGAAUAAAAAAAGAUGGUGGCCUUAAGGCUGUGUAGUUGGAUAAUGAUCCACUGGCUGGAUCCAUACUACUGGCCUCUAAAUGUAUGCUUUCCUUAAAUACUGAUUUAUGUGUUGAACACUACCGAAAGGCCUGCGAAAGAACACACAAGAGAAAAAAAUUCACAUGCUCGCACACACUCUGGCAUACGCAAACACAAAUACACAUACCCAUGCAUGCACUUACACGCACAAACUACUUAUACACACUUAUAUAUGGUAGAGGUAUUUUGUACGUAUGUGUGUUUGUGCAUGUGAGCGUGCGCGUGUGCACAAAAAUAAACAUUGCAGUGAAUUUUUUUAAACUUGUAGAUCUUUUCCCAUGUAGACCGUAUUGGACACUAUAAGCGUCCAAGCUUACUGUGGUAUAGAUUAUUAAAAAAAAAAACAAAAAAAAAAACCUUGAAAAAAAAAAACUAAACAUUUGGCUCUAGAUUCAUUCUAAAAUAUUGAUGGUCACAUGUUUGCCUUUUUACAUGCGAUAAGAACAGGAGAGUUGUUCAAUUUGACACUGGGUUUUUAUUUAUUAUUAUGGCAUUGAGGGAUUAUGAUGUUGAUGUUGUCAAGGUACAAGCCAGUUUUACUAACUGUACUAAAAUGGGAAUCUUCAAGUGGCUUGAUGGAUGAAUGAUUGAUUAUUUUGCUUUUCUCCCGCCACACUUUUUUUUUUUUUUUUAAUGGUUCAGGUCAAGUUUACAAAACAAACAAAAGUUUAUCGAUGACAGUAUUCGAGCAAAAACUUUGAAUGCCGUUAAUAAUUUCCAAUUCGUUUCGCAUACACUGCCACUAAGAAGACGACUGUUAGUUGACCUCUUCCGCUUCAAAAACGAAACGUGAUAUAAAGUUUUUCAUUUGCUCCGUGGUUCUGGUUUUUAUUAUUUUUCAAGGAGGGGGAAAAAGGCAGAUAUUAGUAUGCAAACAGGCCCAGAAUCCAAUCCAAUUGCUGCUCCUCACAUGCUCACUUUGAGACUGUUAUCAGCUGUAGAAUCCAACGCUAGGUGGAUAUGUCUCUAAUUAUUAGUAGUUCUCAGUGAACAUGGGAAACGUUAAGCUAUUUGGAGCCAUGGGCUAGAUUAGAUCAAAAGCAAACUGGACAGAAAUAACCUCCUAAAAUAUGGUGUAUUUCCUGUUCGUGGCGACUACUGUGACUCAGUUGUUUGGGCCGGUGGGGUGACUAAAAUGCACUACUCCUGUUCCUCAAGCCCCACCUAGUGGCUCAAACAGCCGUCCUUGUUUUUUGCCUGAUUGGAAAUACAAGAGAGAAAGGGAAGGAUAUAGGCAACAGAAAAAUAAAAAAAAAACACAGUAAAACAAACACGGUCAUUCUUCUUUAAUAUACCACAGCUCUCCAAACAAUAAGAAACAUUCCCAGUUUUACCGAUAUCUAGACAUUGUGUGUGUGUGUGUGUGCUUCGGAAGUGAGUUCAGAAGGUUGUAUUUUUGGUGUUACGUCACUCGGAAGCUCUGCGUUCAUAUUUGGCUCUUUGUUAUACGCGUAUUUCAUGGAUAUAAAAGACUCAUUUGCCGUGCAACUGCAAUCAGGCAAUUUUUACUCACUUAUCUGAGUAGAUACAUCUUUGAAGUGUCGUAAAAACGCAUCAAUCAGACUUUUUUCCAGUUCGGGAUUUGGUCGCGUAAGUUGUAGGUUUGAAAUACAGUGCUACUUUGCACAUUUACUUCAAAAUCCUGUGCUUAAACAUUGAAUUGUUUUACUUAAGAAAUUAAAUUCUAUGAUUUCUCUUUGUUUAUAAAGGAAAUAUCUUUUCUUAAAAGCUUGAUAAGAGGACUGCAUUGUUUUCUUGCAUAUAUGUUGCACUGCUUAAACCAAUAAGUGCACUACUGUUACCAGAGAUGUUCUAGUUUUUAGAGAUGAUCUUGUUUUUGUUUUGUUUUUCUCAAAUAUUUGGUUCUAUAGUUCACUUGUGUUUGAGUAGCUUUGUUCCUUUUUUUAUUUUUAUUAUUAGAUGAUUACAUUUUUCAUGGCUUUGUUAUCAUCACUUGCUAUUGUGCUGUUUAUGCAAGGUUUUUUUCUUCUUCUUCUUCUUCUUCUUCUUUAUUUAUAUUUAAAGCAUUGUGAGCUUAUCCCUGGUCAGAUCCUAAUGAUGUAUCGCUUACACCACUUUCAUCCCGAUGCAGUUAAUUCAUCCAAGCAGAUGCUCGGUUUUCUUCUCAUUCAUACCAAACUAAAAAAAAAAAAUCACAAAAAAACAAACAUUAA
Messenger RNA from Pimephales promelas (fathead minnow), 5451 nucleotides. NCBI's taxonomy places the organism in Eukaryota, Metazoa, Chordata, Actinopteri, Cypriniformes, Leuciscidae. The record is from RefSeq and is a predicted model, not a curated record.